Molecule: messenger RNA, 1710 nt
Organism: Lytechinus variegatus (green sea urchin)
Lineage: Eukaryota; Metazoa; Echinodermata; Echinoidea; Temnopleuroida; Toxopneustidae
Gene: psmb7
Product: proteasome subunit beta type-7-like
Exons: 7
Coding region: 36-857 (273 amino acids)
Cellular component (GO): proteasome core complex
Molecular function (GO): threonine-type endopeptidase activity
Source: RefSeq, a predicted model, not a curated record
UGUGAAAGCGCACAUUCAAUGAGACAGCAUCAAUUAUGGCUGCACCACUUCUUGUCGAUCCACCAACCGGUGGAUUUGUCUUUGAAAAUGUCAAAAGAAAUGCCAUGCUGGAGAGUAAAGGUCUGAGGGCUCCAACAGCUGUUAAAACUGGCACAACCAUUGCAGGCCUUAUCUACAAGGAUGGCGUUAUUCUUGGAGCCGACACAAGAGCAACAGAAGGCACGAUUGUAGCCGAUAAGAACUGUACCAAGAUCCACUUCAUCGCUCCAAAUAUCUAUUGUUGUGGUGCUGGUACUGCAGCGGAUACAGAGAUGACAACACAGAUGAUCUCCUCUAACCUUGAGCUCCAUCGCCUAUCCACAGGACGAGAAGGACGUGUGGUCACAGCCAACCGUAUGCUCAAACAGUUCUUAUUCAGGUACCAAGGACAUAUAGGAGCAGCCCUUGUGCUAGGAGGUGUUGAUGUGACAGGUCCUCACCUCUACAGUAUCUAUCCUCACGGAUCUACCAACAAGCUACCCUUCGUUACCAUGGGGUCAGGUUCCUUGGCUGCUAUGUCGGUGUUUGAGGAUCGAUUCAGACCUGAUAUGGAGGAAGAGGAAGCGAAACAGCUCGUCCGUGAUGGUAUAGCUGCAGGUAUCUUCAAUGACCUCGGUUCUGGUACAAACAUUGAUCUCUGUGUAAUCAAGAAGGGCAAGGUGGACUUCCUGCGACCUUACGAUGUGGCUAACAAGAAGGGUGUCAGACAAGGGAACUACACCUAUAAGAGAGGAACGACUGGGGUCUUGAAGAAGACUGUCACCCCUCUCAAGCUUGAUGUUACAGAAACCAGGGUGGAGUCUAUGGAUACAUCAUGAUUUCUCGUUCUUCAAGCUAUGGGUCUGUUCACACUGCAUGAACGUUCUAGAAAUUUAAUUCUCUGUUACAUAUUAUACAAUCUGUUACAUAUUAUACAAAUAAUACCCCUCAUUGAGGACACGAACGAGAACUACACAUGUGAGGUACUUUCGGAACAGAUCUAACGCACCUCAGACAUUACUGAAUGCAUUUGGAUUCAUGUUCCAAAGGUUUUAAGUGUGGUUGAUUAUUCCAAUUCCCAAGUCAAAUUUUACAUAUGAAAUUAUAUUAUAUUACCACUCAUCACAUGUCAUUGGUAUUAUGAUAAGUUAGGCCUGUGUGAGCACACAACCAAUCAUAUCAUCAGGAUCUACUUUGCCAUCUUGUAGAGUUCAGUUGCGAUUGUAUGAAAUAUACAAUUGUCAACCUUGCUUGAUUUGAUUUAUCUAUUUACCAACAAUAUUCACAUGUUUACAGGUUAUAAAACAAAUUGCAUAACAGUUACACAUGGAUCAAAAUACGAUGGUAAAUGGGACCAGAAAAUAGCACAAGUGCUAAUCGAGCCUGGCUCCACGAAGUGAACAAAUACACCGUGACUGCGAAAAUGCUGGUGUUAAUUUAACACCAGCCUGGUAUCUAUAUUGGUCCACACCAUAGAGGUGUUGAAACAACACCAAUCAAUUAGGCUUUUAAGCAACACCAAUAUGUUAAACCAAUUUCGCUUUGAUUCGUAUCUGGUGUCGUUUCAACGCUUCUCUGGUGUGGACCAAUAUAGAUACCGGGCUGAUGCUAAUUAACACGGGUGUUUUUGCAGUGUAGAAAUGUUGAAAGUAGAUUGGUUGAAGAUCAUGUCGCCUUGUAUGCUUAUGAAGG